Symbiodinium natans is the source of this 1281-nucleotide messenger RNA. NCBI's taxonomy places the organism in Eukaryota, Dinophyceae, Suessiales, Symbiodiniaceae. The record is from the annotation of a GenBank genome assembly.
AUGCUGAACGGCUUCGGCACGGUGGUGAACUCGCUUGGCCCGCGUGUCAAGCCCUACCUGCCACAGAUCGCAGGUAUCAUCAGGUGGCGGCUGAACACACCUUCGGCACGCGUUCGUCAGCAGGCGGCCGACUUGAUCGCGCGCAUCGCUGUGGUCAUGAAGCAGUGUGGCGAGGUAACGGCAACGGUUCAAGUGUGGGAGUCGAUCUUCGCAAGCUGGCCAGCUGAAGAGCAGAGCUUUGGCUCUUCAAGCACCUAUGCCCCUUCCCUCAAACUGAUGGAGCACUUGGGCCUCUUCCUGUACGAGUACCUUGGUGAGGAGUACCCAGAAGUCCUGGGCUCCAUCUUGGGCGCGCUCAAGGCCAUCGUCAACGUCAUCGGCAUGACGAAGAUGACGCCACCCAUCAAGGACCUGCUUCCCCGGCUAACGCCCAUCCUGAAGAACAGGCAUGAGAAGGUGCAGGAGAACUGCAUUGAUCUGGUGGGCAGAAUUGCGGACCGCGGGGCGGAGUUGGCGCCGCCACGCGAGUGGAACCGCAUCUGCUUCGACCUCCUCGAGCUGCUCAAGGCCCACAAGAAGGCCAUCCGCCGAGCAGCGGUCAACACCUUCGGCUAUAUCGCCAAAGCCAUUGGUCCUCAUGACGUCCUCAGCACGCUGCUCAAUAACCUCAAGGUCCAGGAGCGUCAGCUGCGUAUUUGCACGACUGUGGCCAUCGCGAUUGUCGCAGAAACUUGCGGCCCGUUCACUGUUCUGCCUGCUCUGAUGAACGAGUACAGAGUGCCAGAGCUGAAUGUGCAGAAUGGAGUUUUGAAGAGCUUGAGCUUCAUGUUCGAAUACAUCGGCGAGAUGGCGAAGGACUACAUCUACGCAGUGACGCCCAUCCUCGAGGAUGCGCUAAUGGACCGAGAUCUCGUCCACAGGCAGACAGCUGCAUGGACCUGCAAGCAUCUGGCCCUGGGUGUCCACGGCCUCGGUUGCGAGGAUGCGCUGCAGCACCUGAUGAAUUACGUUUGGCCGAACGUUUUCGAGAACUCGCCGCACUUAAUCAUGGCUGUCUUUGAUGCCAUCGACGGCUUCCGCGUCUCUCUUGGACCGACCAAGGUCCUGCAGUAUCUGCUGCAAGGCUUGUGGCACCCAGCUAGAAGAGUGCGCGCCGUUUAUUGGCGGCUGUACAACAACCUCUACAUCGGAUCUCAGGAUGCCUUGAUCCCCUCCUACCCGAAGCUGGAAGAUGAUUCUGAGCACUGCUACCGCCGAACGGAGCUUGAACUCCUCCUCUGA